CCAGUAGCAGCAGCCAUGAGUGCCAUGAAGUUUUGCCGUGAAUGCAACAACAUACUGUAUCCCAAGGAGGACAGGGACCAGAAGGCGCUCCUCUUCGCCUGCAGGAACUGCGACCACCAGGAGGUCGCAGACAACAACUGUGUCUACAGGAACAUCGUGCACCACAGCGCCGGAGAGUUCACCCAGGUGCUCCAGGACGUCGCCGGCGACCCGACUCUGCCCCGCACCAAGGAGGUCCGGUGCGCCGUCUGUGGCCACGGCGAAGCUGUCUUCUUCCAGGCCACCGCGAGGGGGGAAGAAGGGAUGACGCUGUUCUUCGUCUGCUGCAACCCAAGCUGCGGCCAUCGAUGGAGAGAAUGAGAUUUUGAUCAGCCAACCAGUGAAUUCAACUCAUGCAACAUUCAGAGAGAUGUUUUUUUCUUCCCAAGAGAUUGUUUCCCCAAAGUAGCAUUAAUUGAUUCGUAUGUUUCAAAUACAUCUGGAGAGGAAAGCAAUCAAAUCAAAGGAUGGGAUGAGGACAAUUUUGUUGGUGUUGUGUUCCCUUCUGCAAUUUUUGCAGUAGCUUAAGCAGUAAAUCUUGAGAACAGAGCAUGUUCUGAAUUUUCAUUCAUUCAAGCAAACAAUCAACAGAGGACUCAAU
Lolium rigidum is the source of this 640-nucleotide messenger RNA. RefSeq names its product DNA-directed RNA polymerases II, IV and V subunit 9B. The transcript has 4 exons. Gene Ontology annotation, molecular function: zinc ion binding; nucleic acid binding; DNA-directed RNA polymerase activity. Lineage: Eukaryota; Viridiplantae; Streptophyta; Magnoliopsida; Poales; Poaceae. The record is from RefSeq and is a predicted model, not a curated record. Gene Ontology annotation, biological process: maintenance of transcriptional fidelity during transcription elongation by RNA polymerase II; transcription initiation at RNA polymerase II promoter; transcription-coupled nucleotide-excision repair. Bases 16 to 360 code for a protein of 114 amino acids. Gene Ontology annotation, cellular component: RNA polymerase II, core complex.